Messenger RNA from Chinchilla lanigera (long-tailed chinchilla), 2818 nucleotides. RefSeq names its product NFAT activating protein with ITAM motif 1 (gene Nfam1). The record is from RefSeq and is a predicted model, not a curated record. Gene Ontology annotation, cellular component: membrane raft. Gene Ontology annotation, molecular function: transmembrane signaling receptor activity. Gene Ontology annotation, biological process: regulation of B cell differentiation; B cell receptor signaling pathway; positive regulation of cytokine production. Bases 113 to 721 code for a protein of 202 amino acids. Lineage: Eukaryota; Metazoa; Chordata; Mammalia; Rodentia; Chinchillidae. The transcript is spliced from 4 exons.
UGUCCCUUCCAGGAGCUAAAGAGGAAGGAGGCGCAGGAUCCAAGCGCCCCAGUCGAGGCGGCCUUGGAUAGAGAGCUGGCUUCUGUGGUGGCGGGCUCCGGCCAGCCCCCUCAUGGCGCCCCGGCUCCUCGCUUUGUUCCUGGUGCCUUGGACCCUGCAGCUGACAGGAGGGCAGUCAGUGACCCACAGCGGUUUCCCCAUCAUGGUCUCCCUGGCCAACACGGCCGCCUCCUUCGGCUGCAGGAUCACCUACCAGUAUACCCCAGCGUUCAAGGUCUUCACCGUCAGCUACUUCCACAUAGAUCUCCAGGGCCAGAAGAGCCCGGAGACGCAGAUAGCCUGCCCCCCAGGCCCGGGGAAGGAGAACGACACCUACACCUUGGUCUGCUCGGUCAGUCUCAAGCUGCCGGACGCGUCGGCCACUGGCACCUACUACUGCUGUGUCAGGUGGCCAAGCACCACAGUGAGGAGCAGUGGUAUCUUCGUCCUGGUCAGAGACAUGGGGUACCAGCGCCCUCCGCCAAGCUCCCGGAAGCCCCUGCUGUGUGGCUUCACUGCCCUCCUGGCUGUGCUAAGCGUGCUGGGCACGGCUCUGCUGCUCUGGAAGAAGGGUCUCACCCAGAUUGGACUCAAACUUGCCAUCCUCCUGCCUCAGCCUUCUAGAAUGCUGGGAUUACAGGUGUGCACCACCACACCCAACUGCCUUCCUAUCUUUUGUUAGAAAUGAGAGCUCCACUACGUCACGAGUCCCUCUGGGAAUCUGAGGCAGGAUGCAGGCCCUUGUGCUUACCAUUUUUUGAGCCCAGCAACCAGGAAAGGAAGAACAGACCUGAGACACAGCAUGCCCGGCACCCUCCAACCCACUCUCACUUACUCCCCUCUGUAGCUCUGCACGGAGCUCCCUGCCAUCUCCAAGCUCUGGAAAGCAAGGCUCAGAGAGGCUGUGACUUAGCUGAGGCCACACAGCAAGCAGUGGAGUCAGGGUUGGAGUACAGGUGGAGGGGCAGGUUGCUCCAGCUCCCUCUCUGGCUGGCUCUGGCUCGUUCUGUGGCUGGCACCUUCCAGGGCAGAGGUGUUGCUGCCUGGAGCUCUCUGCAUUCUCAUUGCCGUCCAGACCCUGUGGUUUUCCUGUUUCGUGCCUGUCUCUGCUUGUUCCCUUCUGAGGACCCAGCUCUCGCACAGGGCCCUGCACAUAGCGGGCCCUCAGUCAGUACUUGCAGAGCCCUUUCACAGUCAUUAUUAAAGCAAUGCAUUCAUUCCCUGAGUUAGCUGAGCACCCACCAGGUCCUUUUCUAUAUGCCAGGCCCAGUACUAGAGGCCAGAAGCCCAGAGAUCACAUAGCAGACAAAAGCCACAGUCCAGGGGGACGGCUGCCUGGUAACCAGGGUGACAAGUUAUCUGUGAAAGGAAGCAGACAGACCGUGGAGCAUUAAGAGUGCAGCCUCAGGGCCUGUGUCCCCUCCCCACGGUGCCACUUGCCAGUACUGUGAGCUCCCACAGGACGCCUAACUGGUCCCUGCCUCAGUUUCCCCAGUGGGGUGCCAAGCACAGGAGUUGCAUUAUGGGGUUGUGGGAGGAGUGCAGCUUCCAAGCACUUGAAGUACCAGGCCAUGGCACCUCCAGGGGCUGCCGUGACUCCUGCUGUGGGAGCAGCUGUGAGGGCCCCGCCCUACUUAAGGGGUUGAGGCGGUCCUGGCACACACUGGGCUCCGUCCCCAGAGCUCUUCUCUGCUUCUGGGGCAACUCCUAGGGUGACUGAGCUGUGCAGGGGGCUGCACCCCCAUGGAUGUGGCCCAGACCCCUGGCUCCGGCUGGCUACGCAGGGCCAGAGGGCGCCACCCUCUAACAUGUCCAGGACAGCACUCUGGGCCCCCAAGUCUCUGCAUCUCGGCAAAUGGCCCCAGAUGCCAAGCGCCCUAGCCUCAAGCUAUGGAGCUUGUUUUUUUUUUUUUCGGUACUGGGAUUCGAACUCAUGACCUUGCGCUUGCCAGGCAGGCACUUUACCGCUGAGCUAAAUCCCCAGCCCCAAGCUGUGGAGCUUGGAGCCACUUUCACUGUCCAUCCGGCCCUCGGCCAGUCCCUCCCCAGCCCAGCCUGGGCCCCCUCACCAGCUUCCAGGGUCCAGGUCUCUGCCACCCACCUGGGCUCCCACGUAUAUGCUGUCCCCCUAUCAGAGUGCAGCACCUAUGCGGCAGGGACUAGCUGUCCCCAGUGCCUGGAGGAGCCCAGCACACAGUGGGGAUGCGUGCACGGUGAUAGCAAAAAGCUGAGUCAGAGGUGGCCAGGCAUGCCAUGGGCAAGGAAACCUGCUGAUUGCAUUUCACAGAGGGGGAAACUGAGGCCCAGCAGGCUUCCUGAGCUGCUGACAGCAGCACCCUGGUGUGGAGCGUUGGGUUGUGGGCCAGGCUUGGUGCCCCUUACCGGUUACCCACUGCCAAGAGAAACAGCAACGGAGCAUCGCCACACCUCCCACACCGCAGAAGCGUGGCCCACCUGUUCCCAGGGGAGCUCUGUCCCUGCCCUGCAGCCCCCAGCCCCACAGGAAGGGCUCCUGGUAUCCAACCUCCAAUCCACCCUUACCUGUCCUCUUCCCUGGUGGCCCCCACUGCCACAGAGGAAAGACACGGUGGCACUUGGUAUUUUAUGGCCUUACCCCCGGUCCCCCAGAGCAGCUGCUGCCUGUGUGCUCACGCCCUGCAGCCCGGGGGCGUAUCUGGCCAGUUGGCUCAGAGGGGAGUGGCACCAGGACCCCAGCUGUCCUGACAGGGCAGUAUGGAGGGACCCUGGGGUGGCCACGGCCCCUGACUAUAACAGUGUC